Molecule: messenger RNA, 2826 nt
Organism: Phascolarctos cinereus (koala)
Lineage: Eukaryota; Metazoa; Chordata; Mammalia; Diprotodontia; Phascolarctidae
Gene: SETD3
Product: SET domain containing 3, actin N3(tau)-histidine methyltransferase
Biological process (GO): peptidyl-lysine trimethylation; peptidyl-lysine monomethylation; actin modification
Molecular function (GO): protein binding; protein-lysine N-methyltransferase activity; protein-L-histidine N-tele-methyltransferase activity
Source: RefSeq, a predicted model, not a curated record
CCGCCGCCGCCGCCGCCGCUGCCGCCUCUGCCGCCGCUACCGCUGCCGCCGCCGCGGGAAGGAGAGAAGACGAAAAUCAGAAGAUGGGUAAGAAGAGCCGAGUGAAAACUCAGAAAUCGGGCACUGGCGCUACAGCAACAGUGUCACCAAAGGAAAUGCUGAACCUAAUUAGUGAGCUCUUGCAGAAGUGCAGCAGCCCAACGCCUGGCCCUGGAAAAGAAUGGGAAGAAUAUGUGCAGAUUCGGGCUCUAGUUGAGAAAAUCCGAAAAAAGCAAAAAGGUCUAUCAGUUACCUUUGAUGGAAAAAGAGAAGAUUAUUUCCCUGAUCUAAUAAAAUGGGCUGCUGCAAAUGGAGCUUCCACCGAUGGUUUUGAACUGGUUAACUUCAAAGAAGAGGGCUUUGGUUUGAGAGCAACAAGAGAGAUCAAGGCAGAAGAAUUAUUUUUAUGGGUUCCACGAAAAUUGUUAAUGACUGUUGAAUCUGCUAAAAAUUCAGUAUUGGGGGCCUUGUAUUCUCAAGAUCGUAUCCUUCAAGCUAUGGGAAACAUCACGCUGGCAUUUCAUCUUCUGUGUGAACGAGCAAAUCCUAGCUCUUUCUGGCUGCCAUACAUACAGACCCUGCCCAGUGAAUAUGAUACCCCUCUCUAUUUUGAAGAAGAUGAAGUUCAGCAUCUUCAGUCAACACAGGCUAUACACGAUGUCUUCAGUCAGUAUAAAAAUACAGCUCGACAAUAUGCUUAUUUCUAUAAAGUUAUUCAGACCCAUCCUAAUGCCAACAAACUGCCCUUGAAGGAUUCUUUCACUUAUGAGGACUACAGGUGGGCAGUAUCUUCUGUUAUGACGCGACAAAAUCAGAUUCCGACUGAAGAUGGUUCCCGGGUGACACUGGCUCUGAUUCCUUUAUGGGAUAUGUGCAAUCACACCAACGGACUGAUUACUACUGGUUACAACCUAGAAGAUGAUCGUUGUGAAUGUGUUGCACUACAGGAUUUUAAUGUUGGAGAGCAGAUUUACAUUUUUUAUGGCACCCGAUCAAAUGCAGAGUUUGUGAUCCACAGUGGUUUUUUCUUUGACAAUAAUUCACAUGACAGAGUGAAAAUAAAGCUCGGAGUGAGCAAAAGUGACAGGCUAUAUGCUAUGAAAGCUGAAGUCUUGGCUCGAGCUGGCAUUCCAACUUCCAGUGUCUUUGCCUUGCACUUUACUGAGCCUCCCAUCUCUGCCCAACUUCUGGCCUUCCUUCGAGUAUUCUGUAUGACUGAAGAAGAGCUAAAAGAACAUUUGAUAGGAGAACAUGCCAUUGACCGAAUCUUCACUUUGGGUAACUCUGAAUUUCCUGUUAGCUGGGACAAUGAAGUCAAACUCUGGACAUUUCUUGAAGCCAGAGCAUCCCUUCUUUUAAAAACCUAUAAAACAACUAUUGAGGAAGAUAAAUCCUUCUUGGCGACCCAUGACCUUACCUUUCAUGCAACAAUGGCCAUCAAACUGCGCUUAGGAGAAAAAGAGAUUUUGGAAAAAGCCGUAAAGAGUGCAGCUGCCAACCAGGAGUACUAUUGCAAACAAAUGGAGGAAGGCACCCCACUUCCCAAAUAUGAAGAGAGCAAUAUUGCCUUGUUAGAGAACACCGUGGCGGACUCUAGACUCCCGAUCGUCCUCAGAAACCUGGAGGAUGAGGCUGAGGUGCAGGAGGACUUAAAGAUUGAAGAAGCUAUCACUGAUAGAGAAGUCACAGAAAAUGGAUUUGUAAAUAGUGAAAACUCUAUACCUAAUGGGACCAAAUCUGAGAUUGAAAAUCUAAAUCAAGAAGAAAAUACAAGAGAGACUGAAGAUGCCAAAGAAUCUUCUCCUGACAGUACCAAUGAGGUUAAGCAAUAGUCAUGAAAUACAUCUUGACUUUAUUGUGAAAUUAAAUUUAGCAAAAAUUUAUGAACAAUACAUUUACAUUGGUGUGUUUCCUUGUUAACAUUUCUCUUUCUGCAGAGAGGAAAGUACGUUUUUGCUGCUUUAUAUAAAAUGAUUUUUCUUUUUUUUUUAAGUUAUUUUUAAGAAAUCUGGCUUUUCUUUUCAAAUAAGAUUGCCAUCUUGCUUUCAGGCACAAACACUCAGAAGAAUGGGGUGAAGUAAUGGUGGUAGGGGGUACCCUUUGGAAGAUCUUACAAAUCCAUUGUAGGACAAAUGUAUUUUCUUCCUGAGGAAGAAUUAAACCCUUCUAGCAGUUGUACUUUUAUUGGCCUAUCUUUCUGACAACCAGAAUUAAAAGUCUGCUUUUCCUUCUGACCAGAAAAUAGGAUGAACUGAAUGUUCGAUAUGAAAAUAGAGGUGCAGCACAGUGGAAAUUUGUGUACAAAGAUCAGAAACUUUGGAGAUGGGCAAUUUUUUUUUCUUUUAAAGACAGAAAAUGGUACAGAGGGAAAAUACCUGAGUAGGAAAGAAUAAAAUGUGGUAAGGUGGCAAACUUAUUUUUAAUAGUUUUAAAUAUUAAUGAUAAUCUGAAUUAUAUAUUCUUAGUGAUUUCUUAAGAUUUGUUUACUUUUUGUGUUUUGUUUACUAUAUUAAAUGUGUCCUCCCUCCUUGAAUCAAAGUAGGGUACUAUACUGUACUAUUCACCUAAUUUCAAAAGCUGACUUUUUAAAGUGGUACAUUUGAUUUACAGUCUUGGUAAUGGCAACUUCAAAAACAUAGUCCAACGCACAGUUUUACAGAAUGUUGUUCAAAGUGAGGAUGCACUCCCCUGCCCUUCAUCUUAUUCAGGUUUUCACAAACAAGCUAGAGGUUUUCAAAGCUACGUUUUUGACUACAAACCAUUAUUAAAAGGAAAAUGUGAUUAACA